UCUCACCAACAAGUGAGUGAAUGUCUGCAGGUCAGCGCGGGUGAAAAGCAUCGAGAUGAAGCACCGGGGGCCGUCUGCUCCUCCCUCACUCCAGAGACAACAGUCACGGUAAGCGGUGGAUGUGGAAGAAGACGCAGGGGAAGCCACCGGGGGAGAAACGCCCCCCGACGCCCCGGGUCCCAUGAGAACGUCACACUGGUUCUAUUUUCAGACAGACGCUGUGUGACGAGGUCACGGGCGAGCGAGCGCAUUGAAGUCUAAUGGUGUAAUGACGGCGCAUCAAGGGACGGCUGAGGAGCGGCGUGUGGGAAUGAAAGGACAGGAGACUGCUUGUUUACACCGAGAGCAUAAACUCAUUAUUGCUUUAUAGCCGGAGCUCAGAGGAACACCUGCUGAACGAGAAUGGGCUUAUUGUUCAGCGAGCGGCCUUUAACUACAGCAGCGCUCCUGAGACGACGGCACCAAAGCGCUUCUUUCCCGUUUGACAUCAUUUAAACAGCGGCUUUAUACAGUACUGAUGCUGUGUAAAUAACAUCGUAGCAACGGGAAAGUGAAAAUGUAAUAAUAUCUAAGGGCAACAUACCAACUGCAUCAAAUUAGGGAGCGUUGUGGGUGUUUUGUGUUUGAGUCCCCUGUGAAGCGGCUUUAUUAGUGGUUAUAUUAUAAAUAACGCAAUUCACUGAAUCCGUCCUCGGGGAAAAUGACCUUUUUUUGUGUUUGAGUGUUUUUCACACUCACCUGAAACGGAGCUCCAGUCAUGGGAGCUGGAGUUGGAAGCCCUGGUGUGAUAACGGGUGCAGUGUGGGAACUGUGACACAUUCUUUGCGUUAAUACACAGGUGAGAACUGCCACCUGCCGGCUGCAUAUAAACGCCGUCCCCAGUGCGGCGACAAAGCGCCGACAGCAAGGUCCCCGUUUGGAACCUUGGACCACAUCCCUCCCCGCAGCGUUUUGCACCCAGAUUCCUGCGCGCUCAACUUCAGUAGCUGUUUUUAUUGAUUCCUAACUCGUCUCUAACAGGCGUCUCUUCUGGUGAGAUCAUGACUUUCCUCAUCGGCCUCGUCUUUUUGCUGAGCUGGACCGCGGCCGCUGCCGCGCUCCCGCACGGUACUUUCGAGGCCUUCUCCAAAAGGUCAAAGGCGGCGCUGGAAGCUUCCGGCAGCGAACCGGACGAAGCGCUCCGAGGCGUCGUUAAGGUGGUGAGACUGGACCCUCGAGCCUUGGCCCAGUCGGGGUUCUUCAGAAGGGGACUGUCCCCCAGAGGAGCCCCCUCCCUCGGCGCCAGGGCGUCUUUCCCUGCCUUCCUGUCUCAGGGACGCCCGGGUCCGGCUCCAGGAGGUCCGCUCCGCCACCUGAGCCCUAAAAGCUCCACUAAGGUGGAGCUGAAGAAGAAGCAAGGCCUGCAGAUGUGGCAGAGAGCCGUAGACAAGGGAGACAAGGUCGGCGUGUCCCUCCCGCUCAGCCUGAAGGACGCGACGCAGACGUGCUCUGCCGUAGCUUUCACUCAGCGCGUGACAGCGGACGGCUGCGAAGCGGCGACGGUGCACAACAAGCUGUGCUUCGGCCAGUGCAGCUCGCUGUUCGUCCCGUCCGACGGGGACCUCGGCGGGGCCGGGCCCCCCCCCCACCGGACGGCGCCCUGCUCGCGCUGCGCCCCGUCCAGGGCUCGCACCGUGGCCGUGCCCCUGCGCUGCGGAGCGGAGACCCGCCACCGGAGCGUGAUGGUGGUGGAGGAGUGCAGGUGCGAGACGGGCCGCGAGGAGAGGAGCGCCGAGGCCGCAGCGCUAACGCACCUGCGCUAGAGCGACAGGUUGUGGAUCCGAGUCUGAGCGUGAUGCUCAGAGUGAAGGGUUCUGGUGGGUUAUUCCACCACUGACUGUUGACAAAGUGACCUUUUAGGUCACGCACUUGGACGGAGCUGCCCACAGCGGACGCGUGUGCAUUUAAAACGGUGUUUAGGCGAAUCUAAACCGAAAUAUUUGGGUCUGUAAUAUUGUCAUUAAAAUGUCCUGUUUGUUCACAUUCCUUUGCUUUGCCUGUUUCCUUUGCGUUGCUAAUUAGCUUUACGCCAACACUGUCGGAGUUACAAGUGCAAUUUAGUUUGCAUGCAAAGCUGAAGUAAAAACACG
This is a messenger RNA of Betta splendens (Siamese fighting fish), 2129 nucleotides long. It is a transcript of the gene dand5, whose product is annotated as DAN domain family, member 5. The transcript has 2 exons. NCBI's taxonomy places the organism in Eukaryota, Metazoa, Chordata, Actinopteri, Anabantiformes, Osphronemidae. Gene Ontology annotation, biological process: determination of heart left/right asymmetry. Bases 1041 to 1802 code for a protein of 253 amino acids. The record is from RefSeq and is a predicted model, not a curated record.